CUUUGAUAGCGGCUUUCGUUAUUGAAACUGAGUCCAAGACCUACACUGCUCGGCUUUUGCUGUUCGUCUUUCAGAUCUUGAUUUGUGGUAGAGUGAAUCUCCGCUAUAGGAUCGCUGCUGCUGCUGCUUAGCAUCUCUGAGGUAUGCAAAUCGUCGGGCAUCAGUAGAGGGGAAUGCGAUGAGCGCAAUCCUGCGUGCGUAUCAAACAAGAUCUCGACCUCUUCACCAUAAGUGGCCAUGGCAAAGGUGCGCUUCUGCAGCUGGGUUCCAGAACAGGCUGACUUCGUGACUGGUACAAAGGGCCUCGCCACUUUUGGCAGCCCACUGUGUUCAUGACCUUACCAGACGAUAUAAUCCACCUCAUACUGCAAUACCUUUCCAUUACUGACAUCUCCAGCAAUUCUGCAUUAACUUGUCGUCAAUGGAAUUCAGUUUCUCGAGAAGUGAUCAACAAAAGGCUCAAUCGCUUGUGCUCAGCACCAUGGCUCAACUUUCAGCUUGACUAUAAAGAAUGCAGGAAAACGUAUAUUAAAUUAGGGAAACGUGUAUUUGACGUCCAACACAGCGCUUUCAUCUCCAAUCUCAUAGCGUUGCCUGAUGAAACGAAAUCGAAUCAUCAUGUAUCUCAGCAGCCCAUUUUUCAGCUAAACGCUGACUGCACUUCUAAUUUCGAUAUGGAAGUUGUUCUAUCAUUUACAACAAGUUGCAUGGAACCGUUUUAUGUGGACUGGGCUACGGUGUACAACACGACAGACGUACAUUCCAACAAUGGGUUUUUCGAUAUGAAGAUUGAAUUUGUUAAUGAGCAGGACAUUGAUAUGAACAGCAUGAAGCUAUUCCGGUGGCGCGAAAAGAAAACGGUUUUUCAAACGGUUACUGGACCCCCUCCUGAUGGAAGAUACUUCAUGGUGACCGCUAUAGUCGUAUGUGCAAAGAAAGUGGCUGCCAUGCUGGAAGAAUAUCUCAAUAUCGACAUCGACAAGUCAUGUCUAUUUCCGACAUUGGAUAGCCUACUGGAUGACCCAGAGUAGCACUUGCCAUGUCACAUACAUGUACAGUAUCGAACUUUUGUAAAUUAUAGCGCCAUGUAUAGGAGGGCAUUGCAUGACCCAUUCAUAUAGCAUUUUGUUUCAUAGUA
Umbelopsis ramanniana AG is the source of this 1138-nucleotide messenger RNA. RefSeq lists its product as uncharacterized. The coding region runs from base 333 to 1031 and encodes 232 amino acids. Lineage: Eukaryota; Fungi; Mucoromycota; Umbelopsidomycetes; Umbelopsidales; Umbelopsidaceae. The transcript has 2 exons. Gene Ontology annotation, molecular function: protein binding. The record is from RefSeq and is a predicted model, not a curated record.